AGGUGUGGAUAUUCCAGAGGCUCCCCUUCCUGACAACUUCCCCGAAGUAAAUAUGGACAGUACCAGGGUUCUCAUUACCGAGUUGAGUCAUCCAACGGUCACAUUACCACCCCCGAUGGUUUAUGAAGAUCCACUGGAGCGCUCUCUCAAGUACAUGGAGAAACACAGCAUCCUGCAGAUCUUCCAGGAGAUCACAGAAGAUUUGGUGUAUGAAAAGCCAGUGGACCCCCUGCAGUUUAUGCUGGAAAAGGUUCAAACCAUGAUUGUCAGCAAGAAGGACCAGUGA
This is a messenger RNA of Nanorana parkeri, 286 nucleotides long. It is a transcript of the gene TEX55, whose product is annotated as chromosome unknown C3orf30 homolog. Bases 53 to 286 code for a protein of 77 amino acids. Lineage: Eukaryota; Metazoa; Chordata; Amphibia; Anura; Dicroglossidae. The record is from RefSeq and is a predicted model, not a curated record. The transcript has 4 exons.